CGAAUUUGCCUUCGGAAAUACUUCGGGAACCUCCGCAACCUGCCGUAGGUUGGGAAUGUCCCACGUGCACGUACUUGAACUCCCCGUCAAGGCCUGGGUGCGAGAUGUGCUCAGCAGGUAGACCACAAGAAUAUCACAUUCCUGACGAUUAUGUCCCGGAUGAUAGAGAGAGAGUAAGACUGCAACAAGCGGAAUUUGGAGAACAGUUAUUACUUGAGGUAGGAUGACGUCAUUGCGUUUGAUAACAUACUGCUCUUGUCCUCUCCUGUUGUAAUGAUAGAGCCAUUUAUACGAGCGAAAACAAAUUUCGCAAAGUACCUGCCUCCCCGGUAUGUAUCUGCGAAAAUUCACUCAACUCACAAUAAAAAAUCACUAAAAUCUCAGACUAUAAAAAAUAUAUUGAUAAGCUCUCGCUGUUGUUUUUUCCGCUCUCAUACAUAAUUAGUAUUCCAUGUGCUCGCGUGUAGCACACGCGAGAUGUCCACGCAAUUAACCGUUCAGUUCUAUAACAAACGUACUUGCAGGGAGGUGAGUCCGGGAUUGGACGCACCGAGGGUGGCUGGAAGUUUCCCGAACUUACCGAGCGAAGCGAGGUGAGUUCGGGAAACUUCCAGUCACCCGAGGUGCGUCCAAUCCCGGACUCACCGAACCUGCAAGUACGUUUGGUUUUUAUCCCAUACACCGAGCCAUACACACAUUUGUAGCUCUUCGCGAUAUAUUCGUCGAUGUUUUGUGAACAUUUCCCCGGCCAAAAAAAUCACUGGGCAAGAAAAUACUUCUUUAUCUACGUCUACAUUACCUUUACUGCAUUUUUUCUUUGGUUUUUCUUCAGUCUCAGUAUGUUAGUCACCGAAAAAAAGUUCUUUAAAGUUUAGGUUUAUCGGCUAAAUCUUGUCCGCCAUAUUUGUUAUUGUUAUUGCAACGUAAGCAGUUUAGCGGGUGAGUUCGGCAAAAAGCAGGUGAGUUCGGCAAAAAGCAGGUGAGCUCGACGACAAGCUCACUUGCUCUAAACCAAUCAGAAAGCCGCUUUUAACACAGGUAUGGGAUAACGACACAAGCCGUGGCCGCAGCUUGAAUAAGUCGUGAACUCGACUCGUAUAAACAGUCAACUUAUUCCCAAGCCCCGCGGCUAAAAUAAGCCCAGUGUUGAAAGCUAGGGCUGUUUAUACGAGUCGUUCACGACUUAUCUAAGCCGCGACUUAUAGAUGGCCGUAAUAAGGAAGAACAGUUUAGAACUGAUAGAGCUAUGCAAUAUAAGUAAGGUUAGAAUUUUUAUUCUCUGACAACGGGCUUUGCUUAAAACGUCGGAAUUCUCUUGUUUCAGGCUGGCGAUACAAAACACGUCAAUAACUAGUAAUAAUUUCAUUGACAUCAAUAUUAGUGACACAGAUGCGAUAUUUCACGACGCACGACUGUCCAGAAAGCUUGAUGCUCACAACACAUGUUAAGGCACAUUUCCACUCAAAACAAAUUUCCAUGGACAGAAAAAUUUCCGAAAAUGUCAUUGUAAAAAAUUUGAAAAUUUUCAUCAAUCACAUUUUACAAAAUGUUCUUUCUGCGGAAAAUUUUCCUGAGUGGAAAUGGGCGUUUAGGUUCAUUGUGUUGGACUUUGUACUAACAACUGCCGGUUCACCAUUUUCAGCUGCACGACAGACAUUGUCCAGUGAGAUCCACGUAGUCUGCAGGUCAUGCGCGGUUGGUUCUUGCUGGCCUUAACAUCCAGGAUCCGACGUUUGAGCAAAAUUCAUUUCCAAAACAUACCACUCCAGAUAUUUACUGAGUUCACUGCAUAGAACUAAUUGGUGGUUUGCUUGUUCUUUGCAGGAGGUUACCGCCACGCAAGAACAUUCCGCCUCUGACCAAUCAUAACUACAUUUCUCCUCCAAGGACACAGAAUGAUAUAAACUAAGAUAUCAAAUAAAAUAUAAGUAAAGCGUUUUCUAGCUAUAGUAGCACGAGUAUUGCUACCCAAACAAGUUAAUACUUAAUGUCUUUUAUUAUUGUGUAUUCUUAUAAAGUAAUUUUUGUCUUGAAAUAUAAUAUUAUUAUGGAACAUUGCAAACAGUGUGUUGUUAUCACUUGUAUUGACCAAUAAUGAAGUAAAAUGUCGUUUGAAGGAAAACGACGAACUGGACCUUACUAGCAAAGCUGGCACAAACCCCCAGUCGCCUGGUGUACGUGUUAAAAUUACGAGGUUUCGAACAGGACACUAGUCCAUCACACAUCCUCAAAAAAGGCACACAUUAGCUCACAACUAAGUGAACUGGAAUAUCAAUGGAGAAACCUAGCUCGAAAUAUAAUUCAUUAUUCCCUCAACGAGCCAACACUGGUUAACCCAUUAGUACAUAUCAUUGGGUUAACUCCAUGUUGGUUUUCUGAGACUUAAUUUUACCCACAAGAAUUCUCUAACAUCCGAAGUGUAUGGAUUUGUAACUAGAUCAAUUAACGCAAUCAGGCUGCAUCUUUUACUAAAAUCUAGAGUGAACUUAUGUUGAGAACAAAAAGUUGGUUGUUCUCAGGAAAUUUUGUGCUCGUUGAUGCCUCUGAAAUGCUUUCAAUUGUAAUAUGGCUUAAAAGCAGCAAAAAGCAGUAGGCCUGGAAUAGAUGCCGAAGUUUCUACGAGAAAGUUUCUUGAAAAUGGUUGAACUGACGUUUACAUAUAUAACAUAUUGCAUAACAAUAGCACCAUCCAGUUAUGAACCAGUAAUAUGAAAGUUUUAUUGUCUUUUCAAUGUUUUGAAAAUCCCAUUGUUCUCCAUGCCAUCCAGUCACUCGUUGUUUUGAUGUAUUUGUGAGGUUAUGCAAAAGGCUUAUUGUUUACGCUCUUUCAGGAAGAGGAAAGACAGAAACGUUCAGCAAUGGAAGAACGGGAUCGUAAUUUCCAGCAACAUAUGUCAGUUGCACUUCGUCAACCACUCAUUGCAAAUCAAGAGGAGACCGAGUGUCCUAUAUGUUUUGAUACCAUCCCUGUUGGAGAAGGAGUGGUCCUUCGAGAAUGUCUGCAUAUUUUUUGCAGGUAAGUUUCGGAUAUGGAAUGCAACUAUAUAUCCAGCAAAAAUCAAACCUGCGACUCUGGUACAGUGCCCUAACCACAGAGCUACAGAGUCCUGUUACGAAGAGGAAUUCAUGUUUGUCUUCGCAAUAAGUAUCUUUUCUUUCUUGUAUUUUCUAUUAUAUUUUGAACUUUUUUCCUCCAUAGGGAGUGUCUUGCUGAACAUAUUAAAGCAUCACAAGAACCCGAGGUCCAAUGUCCUUAUGAUAAUGGAGACUUUCAGUGUCAUGAUGUUAUCACAAAUCAAGAAAUACAGGAGGUGAGAGGAUUCCUGUUCAAUCCGACAAUACUAAGGAAGCAAGGAGAAAAUGGCUAUAGCGUGGUCCAUCGAACUGGAUGUACUCGAACACUUCUCGUUGAUUCUAAUUUAAAAGAUCACCUUAACCUUUCUAAUUUGUCUUCAAAUCAAUCGUUAUAAUUAUUUCCCCAUCGUAUCUGCUGUCUCGCAAAUGUUGGUCAUCUUUUUAUUGAAUGUCUCCACGCUAACUUGACUGAAUCUUUCUCAACACUUUAUCCUGGACAUCUUCUCCUCUUAGUUUUUGUACCUCCAGAUCUUUUGAUACAAUAUCUCUCCAUUUCAUCCUUCGUCUUUAAACUGUUCGUCGAAUUUCUAUGGAAUGUCUCCAUGAUAACGUGUCUGAAUCUUUCUCCUCUCUUCCCCUAUCUUCUCUUUGUCAUCGGCCUGAAUCUUCGACCAAUUUCUAUUUCAAGCUGCUGAAUGAUGAAGAUUUUCAGAAGUAUUUGCAACGUAGUUUGGCAACGGCUGAGAGUCAGGAGGCUAACAGUUUUCACUGUCAAACACCAAACUGUCAUGGCUGGUGUAUUUAUGACGAUGAAGUGAAUGAUUUCGAUUGUCCAGUGUGCCAGCAGAGAAACUGUUUGACCUGCAAGGCCAUUCAUUUCCCAGUGAACUGUAAGGAAUAUCAGGAUGAUUUAAAGAGAAACGCAGCGAACGAUGAAGCGGCUAAGAAGACUCAGGAAUAUCUUGAGGUAAGGGGGAGGUAGAGGUAAGGAUGUAGGGAGAGGUAAGGGGGAGAUAAAAGAGAAGGGGAUGAACACAGAAUGUGGGAGAGGGUCUAAAUUGAAGUAGGUUGGAGAGGGGGUUAGGCGAUGAGGCAGCUAAGAAGACACAAGAGUACCUUGAGGUAAGGGGGAGGUAGGGGGAUGAACACAGGGUGUGGAAAAGGAAGAUGGUCGAAAUUGAAGUGGGUUGGAGAGGGGCCGGGCUAGGAACAUAGGCGCACACCAAGAAUUGGAGUUGGGAUUUGGGUUGCGAUUGGAAAUAGGUUUGUAAGGAAUAGCAUAAAAGAAAUCUCUUUGUUGAAAUUGUGGUUGUUGAGUGUAUACUAUUUGUUUCCAGCAAAUGUUGCGGACUAAAGACGGCAUGAAUUGUCCUACGUGUGGAAUUAUUCUUGUCAAAAAGGACGGCUGUGAUUGGAUGAAAUGUUCAAUGUGUAAAACCGAAAUAUGUUGGGCUGUGCGUGGUCCGAGAUGGGGGCCAGGGGUAAGUCAUUGUCUUUUCUUUAUUAGGGUCUGCAUCUCCAAAUAUAAAUUUCGAACUGACAUCUUACAAAAUAUCUUACUGACAACUGGCCAAUAUGGCUUGAAGAUUAGGUUACAACUGACACCCAGAGACCCCUGCCAAGUCCUUUCCUUUUCUUCAUUUGAUGCGAUUGUUCUAUUUUGUUGUUUCUCACAGGGUCCUGGUGACACCAGCGGAGGUUGCAAAUGUCGCGUGAACAACGUACGAUGUGAUCCACAAUGCAAAAACUGUCAUUGAUGUCUCACGUGUUAGUCAGCAUUUAUUUAUACAAACAUCCAUUACACCUGUAAAAAUGGUAGAAGCGUAACAAGGAUAGUUCAGACGUUCUCUGGUUUUUAAUUUAAAGAUUUAUUAAACGAUUUAUUGUUCAUCACUUGCCCGUUGAAAACUGCAGAUUGGCAGUCGAAAGCUCGUUUUAUAAUAAAUCUUUAAAAACCAGAGAACGCCUAGAGAACGCCUAAACUAUAGACCCAUUGCACUGACGUCACAAAUCCUUAGAGUGUCCUCCAGAUGCUCCCUAACAAUAUCUGUUCGGGUACAACAACCACAUACAGCGCAAAAAUGAACCAUUUUAAUACAAAAUUUUUAUAAACUUUUGCAAAAUUUGCUUUGUUUACAAAAGUUAUAUGAUGCAUAGAUUGCUAAUUUGUCCUCCAGAUGCAUCGUCACCGGCGCUGUUACGUCAUGUGCAAUGGGUCUAUAUAAUAUCCAUUUACCAUAAGUGAUAUUUUUAUAGCCACGUUUAAUUUAGACUAACAGAAAUAAAUGCAAUGCAAACUUGCUGUCCGAUCUUAUUUUCUAACGUGUCACAAUAUUUGAAAGCGAAAUGGCAGGUGAUUUUAAAAGAACAUUUUUGCUACGUCAAUAAGUGCAAAAGUCUAUUUAUGGAUCGGGCAUGUUACACCUUUGCUUCCUAAAAUGGCAAUCAAGGGAUCCGUAAAAUAGACAAUUUUGUAGCAUCCUUAAAAAGUCAAAACAAUGGGUAAUUGAAUGAAGAACAGUGCCAGUGGAAUUUUCAAAACAAUAAGAAGGUAAUUAAUUAUUAAAAUUAAUGCAACAUUCCCAUAUUAUAAUCGAAGCGUGACUGGAU
Paramuricea clavata is the source of this 5685-nucleotide messenger RNA. The record is from the annotation of a GenBank genome assembly. NCBI's taxonomy places the organism in Eukaryota, Metazoa, Cnidaria, Anthozoa, Malacalcyonacea, Plexauridae.